Paramuricea clavata is the source of this 1686-nucleotide messenger RNA. The record is from the annotation of a GenBank genome assembly. Lineage: Eukaryota; Metazoa; Cnidaria; Anthozoa; Malacalcyonacea; Plexauridae.
AUGAAUGUUCUUGGACUUUCAGAGAUUGAUGGAAAGCCAACAGGAUUGACAUACCCCUCCAAUACCUCAAGAAAUGAUCCAGAAGAAAAGCGAAGAUAUAUACGGAAAAUUGCAUCUGCAAUUGUUGAUGAAAUUGUCUUGGAUAAAACUGUGACUGACCAUACAGUAAGCUCUGUACUUCUCUGUGAAGAUCAAGCAAAGGCUGAAAGGAAUAGAAAUGCAACACCUGAUGGUCGUUUCGAGUGCAGAUUUGCUGGAUGUGAAAAAACCUACAACUGCAGAGAAGUUUUAUUAAAGUCAAAUUAGCAUGACUUUGUUUUAGUAGCAAUACAAUUCAAUGUGUUGCUACAGCUAAUGAAACUUGUUGCAAAAUGUUGUUGUGAAACAAGAUGCAUAUGAAUUUUGCAACGUACAGUAUGACAUGCAGGUUUACUUUAUAGCUAUUGAGUUUCACAAACAUGUUUGCUGCAAGUAUUGCAAAAAGUAAAACUCGUUUUCCACUACGAGAAAUUGUUCAUGCAUCAGCAAAAUUAAGCAAUGUGAUUGGUUAGCGACAAAAUUCACCACAAAAAAAUUAGAACUAAUCCAUCUUUUUAUUUGAUCACUUGUCGCGCAAACAAAUUUGCGUGGUGGAAAACAGGGUAUUAUAUUGUGAGUGAUAUUGGGUAUUAUAUUGUGAGUGAUAUUGGGUAUUAUAUUGUGAGUGAUAUUGUGCACAAUUGAGGAAUAGUGGCAACUCAUUUUUGCAUCAUUGAACAGUGUAACAUACCCUAGUCAAUAAGAAAUAUUUCCAUUUAUUAAUUACCUCCCAUAAUAAUUAAUAUCGGUCAUUAUUGUGAAACAAAUAAACAUUACUUGUCUCACAAUAAUGACUGAUAUGUGUCACACAUCUGCUAAUGGAAUUGUCUUUCCUGUAGGCAUGAUGGCAAAAGCAGAAUAUCACAUGAAUUAAAGGAACAUGGAUAUGUUCAUGAAGGAGAACCAUUCUCAGCAACCAUUCCUGGAGCUUCAGAAGAUGAUGGGAAAGAUGACAAAGACGACAUGUAUAACUAUCAGUGCAACCUAAUGGAUCAUGGUAUGCUCUGCCUAAAUUUUACUGAUUCAAUUGCUGAAGGGGAUGGGGACAGAGUAGUUAGAUGUUGGAAGUUCUUACUGCUACAUUUUUGUCGAUGGCACUAAAAGCACUAAGUAUGCACUUGAAGCUUAAUAUUUGCUAUUGCAGCAACUAUGCCUUCACCAAGACAAGCAUACUGUCAAAAAUGGAACCGCACCAUCAACAAUCACAAUGCGAAAGGUAAAAAUGUUGCACUAGAUUUAGACCUGGAACAUGAUAACAAUUAUUUGAAAGAAGCCUUGAGAAAGAUGGACCCUGCUCUAACAGAACAGUUAGUGACAAGGGUAUGUAGGAGUUUGAAAAUUUCUCGUGAAGUGAUAGAGAAUCUUUUGUGCGAGUGUGAGGUUAUGAAACGAUCUGGAAUCCACUUCACUGCAAAUAACAACAAGGAUUUUGUUAAGAUUGUCAACAAUCUUGUGCACCAUGGAGCUUUAAUCAAGAGUAAAGGCAGGCGACUUUCGAACUUUAAGUACCGUACAGCAUCCCAUCUUCAACUGACAAAAAUGGAUGAACUAUGCAAGUGGAUCGAUAAGCAUAAAUAUGAAAUAAUUAUUGCUAGAAAAGCCCGUUAG